UGGAUUAUGGAUAUAUUUAAUUAGAUUCUCCAUGGAUUUUCCUCUCUCUAUAUAUAUAAACAAUUCUGUUGCUUUAUGAAUUGUAUUUUCUCUGGCGUCUCUUCUUCUCUUGUUCCCAUUACAGGCCAAAACAAAAACUUCCAGAAAAGAUAGCUAUGAAGAUUGAAGAGGAGAAUGAUACGUCAAUCUUCAAGAAGAUGCUUUCUUCUUUCUCUUGCUUAAGGAUAAGUUGCUUCUCUUCUUCAUCAAAACUUUCUUCUUCAGAUGAUAUCGCACUAGGAGGUGAAGUAAUUCUUCAAAAUGUUCAUACCUUCCCAUACACUGAGUUGGAGAUUGCCACAAAUGGUUUUCAUUCAUCCAAUAAAAUUGGUGAAGGUGGAUUUGGCUCAGUUUAUAAGGGAAGACUAGAAGAUGGGACAGUUGUAGCAGUUAAAGUGCUAUCAGCAGAAUCAAGACAAGGAGAUAAAGAGUUCUUGUCUGAGAUGGAUUCACUGUCUGCUAUUAGCCAUGGAAAUCUUGUUAAGCUGUAUGGUGGUUGCAUUGAUGGCCCUUGCAGAAUUCUUGUUUAUGAGUACAUGAACAAUGGUAACUUGGCUCAGAUUUUGCUUGGUGGGAAAAACAAUAAUAAUAGAGCAAAAUUGAACUGGAAAGCAAGAAGAAAAAUAUCAUUAGGGAUUAGCGAAGGGCUUGCUUAUAUUCAUGAGGAGAUUAAACCUCGCAUUGUGCACAGAGAUAUAAAGGCCACCAAUAUUCUUUUGGAUCAUAAUUUUGAAUUUUGUAAUUCUUUAUUUUUGUAUGUAAAAACAUAUAGAGGUUAUCUUGCACCAGAAUAUGCCAUUAGUGGGCACUUAACAAGGAAAUCAGAUGUGUACAGUUUUGGAGUUCUCCUUCUUGAAAUAGUCAGUGGAAGAACAACUCUUGAUUUUGAUCUGCAACUUGGAGAACACUACCUUGUGGAGAAGGCAUGGGAAAUGUUCAAGAAUGACAAGCUUGUGGAACUAGUGGAUCCAAUGUUAAAUUUAUUAGAAGAAGAAGAAGAAGAAGAAGCAGUUAGAUUUCUAAAGGUUGCUCUACUCUGUGUGCAAGAGAAAUGUGGGUUAAGGCCUAAUAUGUCAAAAGCCAUUAAAAUGAUGAGAGGUGAAAUUAGUAUGAGCCAUAUAGAAAUAGAUGAGCCAGGACUCAUUUCUAAUUUUAUGAAUGUCAGAAUUAUAGCCCAGAAACAACAAAGCUCAAGCAGCAUUACAGCCACUUCAAGCCCACAAUUAAGUCCUUUAUAUAAAGUGUAA
This is a messenger RNA of Jatropha curcas, 1286 nucleotides long. Lineage: Eukaryota; Viridiplantae; Streptophyta; Magnoliopsida; Malpighiales; Euphorbiaceae. The record is from RefSeq and is a predicted model, not a curated record.